GGUGCAGGCGUAGCAACGCUCGCUGGUUACGCGCAGGUGAAGGUUUUCCGCUCAUUACGACUACGAUCCCUCACCGAUGCAAACUCAUUCAUUCUUCAUCUGAAUCGAGAGAAGAUAAAGCUCUGGCCCCUUCAACAAUGGCGAUUCCUGAUGAUGUCGCCUUCACGAUUCUGUCGAAACUGCCUCUGAAAUCCCUCAAGCGAUUCACACUGGUUCACAAAUCAUGGGCUGAUUUACUCGAAAUCCCUCAUUUCAUGAGCAAAUUCGUAUCCAAACAUCACUCUUAUCACGAUGAUACAUCUUUCCUUCUCUUACAGCAGCAGCCAUCAGAUUUCAUCCAUUAUCACGGUUCAUUGUAUCUGCUUUCAGGUGACAAAUUUGAGAAAACAGUCAAAUCAGAUUCGCUUCCAUAUCAAGAGCAUCGCAGAUUCCUUAGGGUUUCGGGUUCCGGUAUUCAUGGCAUUCGUUGUCUCCAUGAAGUACCAGACUAUAAGUAUGUAUUGUGGAACCCAGCUACUAAUGAAUUCAGAGUUACUCCUCCCAGCCCUCGAGAGUCUGUACCUUAUUAUGAUCCAUGUAUUACUACUCAUGGAUUUGGUUAUGAUCAUGUUACCGAUGACUUUAAGGUCAUUCGCCAUAUAACAUUUUAUCCGGAAUUUGAAAAAGAAGAUCAUAGGGAACCAGAUGAGGACGAAGAUGAUGAUUGGCAAGUUGAAGUUGAAGUUGAAAAUGAUCGGCAAGAUGAGUCGAUGAUACCAGACCAGUUUCCAUGUCCAACAUCACAGCCCUUCUGGGAAAUAUAUAGCCUAAGAAGCAACUCUUGGAGGAAACUGGAUACUGAUAUGCCUAUUAUCGGAAGUGGUUCCGGUAUGGGUUAUGACAUUUACACGAACGGAGUGUGUCAUUGGUUGGGUUUGAAUAAGUGUGGUUUAGAAAUAUAUUUGGGGUCAUUCAACUUUAGCAAUGAGAUAUUCUACACAACGCCCUUACCGUUAGAUCUGGCUGAUACAAGGAAGCAGAACUACUUGGCAGUGUUAAAUGAGUCCAUUGCAUUGAUAUCAAUACAUGAAGAAACAACAACUUUUCACAUAUGGAUUUUGGGUGAGCUCUGUGCAAAGGAAUCAUGGACUAAACUUUUCACUGUUGGACUUGGACCCUUGCAUGGCUUUGGGCUUCCUAUUGGAGUAGGGAAGAUGGGCGAUAUAUUCUUCAGAAAAGAAAAUGGUGAACUAGCCUUGUUCGAUUUAAGUACUCAUAUGCUCAAGGAGAUUGCUGCUACAGAGGUGUUAGAGUAUGAUCAGAUAAUAAUCUAUAAGGAAAGCAUUCUUCCGAUUGGAAGAACAGUUGCUGGCGAAGGGAUUGGAGAAGUCCGGGUUUCACCCGGAUGCCAUAGCUGAUCAGUUAAGUCGGUGGAGUUCAAUUUUUUGGUCCUUUUGUUUUGUGAUUUAAGAAGCUGAAGGCGAAGAUAUAUCUUUUAUGGAAUGUCGAUGCAAUGGCUGUGCAAAGAUUGAGCGAUUAGUUAAGGUUAUGAAAUCUCUCUUUUACUACUACUUUCUUAUUUGCCGUAGCAGAUGACUCAUUCACCUUUUGCAGUAUAUAUUGUGGAUAAUGUGUAUAGUAUCAGGGUCUUACAUGCUGACAUCUUGUUCCCAAAUUUUUGAAAAUACAAGAGCUACACGUUCUCAGUCAUGUUCUUUGAAAAGUAUAUGGCUCUAGUUUUAGUUUUUUAUUUUGGUGGUAAAUUUCCGCUAACCCAUAUCUUAGACCCUCUGGUCUUGAUAUGCCCCCAAUGGUUUACUUUUUCUUGUCUUCCCUACUGGAUAUGAAAUCAUAGUAUACUGGCAUAAUAUUCUACAUCAGUCCAUGUUGGAAGGACACUACUAAUAAGUAAUAACUGUUGCAUUUUAACUUCCAUGCUAAGGAGCUUUUCUUGAUAUAUUAUUGUGAACCAAAUCUUUAUAAUUUUUUACGAUACUUGGAAGAGAAGUUAUCUGGUUUCCAUCUUGUUGAUUGCAGGAAUUACCAUUCUCAACUAAACUUUUGCAUCUGUUUCCAUGUGGUUUUCAUUCUUAUUCUUCAAUUUACAAAAUAGAGUUACGUUUUUUCAUGUGUCAAUGAUUUUAUGGUAACAUUUGAUGCAUGUCCUGAAAUUCAGGUUCUGUAUACACCACAGGUGUAAUUUUUGUAUGAGGUUGUGUGGUGUCCCUGUCAUCAGAAGCUAUUAGGCUAUAUUAGCUAGUCCAAAGCUGGAGUCACAUGGCAUGCUGCAAAGUAUUGAUUAACAUUUAAUGCUUGUUGUCAUGUGACUUAAAGCUUAGUUAGUUAGUUUGGUCAUUGUUGUCUUCAAUUAAAAAUCUUUAAUUGUUUGGAUAUUGUUUGUCUUCAGUUGAAAUUUAACUAAGGAGCUGAUUUGAAAUGGCGAAAUGUUGCUUUUCAAAAGAACUAGCUCUUAUCAUAUGAAAAUCUAGGUUUUACAGUCAAGCAUCACCCUAAAGAUGUGUUGGGCAAAGGCAAAUAUGGUUUUUAUGUAGGCUAAAGAUGUGACAUGUAUCAGUCUCACCGUUUCUUCUUUCCUCACAGGCUCGGCUCUGCUUCUCUUUUCUGCCAUAGAAAUUGUUCGUCUUCUACUCCAUCCUCCCUCUCCAGCUUCUCUCUGUGUGCUAAACAGUGUCUCAUGUAAAUUUCUAGCUCUCCACUUCCUCAUACUCAAGCUUCUCAUUUUUUUUUAUUUCAUUGAUCAGAUGCAAAAUCUCUUUCUCUAGGUGUUAGAUCUGUUUCUCUUCUCUUUUGAUCAGGUAAGAUUUCUUGUUCUGGGUUUCUCUAUUUCUCAUCUGUGGAAAUAAAUUUUUUUCCUUAAUUUUGGAAUAAAUUAUGAAAAUUCUAUUGCUGACAUUCUAAUUUUUUUUUAUAUAAUUUUAGAUAACAAACUGUUCGAUGAAAUGUUAGAACGAUUGCUUUUGUGGUACUUUAAUCACAUUGUGUUCUGACGUAGUAUUUUGCUUAAUAGACUUUAUGAUUCACAUUACUGCAAUUUCUUUUUUGGUGAAUGCUACCAUACAAUAGUGAAAUAGGUUGUCUAUGGUGCAAGAGCUAGGUCGAUUGAAGUUUUAGAACAGAUAUUGUGGAAAUAUAUUAAGUUUACAUCUUUAAAUCUCAAUUUUGUUAUGUAGGUCGGAAAAUCCAGGAAGUCAAAAGGGUAAGAAAUGGUGCAUUAUGGAGGAAUUUUGCUUAGCCAAGAAAUUCUAGCUAAGCAAAAUUUUGGUAGCAACAAAUGAGUUUUGAAAGCAUCUGCUUGCUAAGCGAGUAGGGAUUUUCUUCGCAUGAAGUAAGAUAACUAUUGAGCGAGUUUUGUCUCGCUAAUUAAGCAAGUUGAGUUGGCCUUGGCUUCAUUUAAAAGCUGGAAAAUAGAAUUUUAAGCAACUUCUUGGCACUUCUACAUAUCUUAAUAAGUGAGAAACACCAAAGAGGCUUGGAGAUUGGAUCUUUGGUACAAAGGAGAGCUGGAAUUAUCCAUAAGGAAUCACAGAUUGUUCGGUUCUUCUUAGUUUUCUUCAUCCAAGUUUGUAAAGCUUCCAUGAAAAUAGAAAGUUAACUUAUCGCUUUUUGUUUGGAUUAAAUGUAAGUACUUGACUUUAUGUCAUUUUGA
Molecule: messenger RNA, 3646 nt
Organism: Lotus japonicus
Lineage: Eukaryota; Viridiplantae; Streptophyta; Magnoliopsida; Fabales; Fabaceae
Product: F-box/kelch-repeat protein At3g23880-like
Exons: 3
Coding region: 138-1397 (419 amino acids)
Molecular function (GO): protein binding
Source: RefSeq, a predicted model, not a curated record